This is a messenger RNA of Morchella importuna, 1527 nucleotides long. RefSeq lists its product as uncharacterized. The transcript is spliced from 2 exons. Lineage: Eukaryota; Fungi; Ascomycota; Pezizomycetes; Pezizales; Morchellaceae. The record is from RefSeq and is a predicted model, not a curated record. The coding region runs from base 1 to 1527 and encodes 508 amino acids.
AUGCGCUCUCGAAUAAAAUAUUCUCUCGUUCCCCGCACCCCGACUGCGGUAGUGGGUCAAUGGCGCCCUUGGCCUCUCCGUCUUCCCUAUCUCCUCACGUUUUCCCUCGUCUGCACUCUGUUCAUCGUUGCUCUCGAGCUCAUCCUUCGGUCAUGUCAGCCCGAUGGCUGCCGCGUCCCCGGUAAACCCGACUCCAGCAGCGGCGACGACGGCUCCUUGUAUCUCUCGGUGGCAACGAACUUUGUCUACAACUACCUGCCAACAAUCGUGUCGCUGUUCUUUGGUUUCCUGGUCGCAGUCCUGCAUCAUGAUUCUAUGCGCAUGGAACCGUGGUUCCAGAUGAGCCGCGAGGAGGGCGCGACAGCCAAGGACUCGUUGCUGCUGGACUAUCCAUAUCUCUUCCCACUGUUUGUUCCGUUCGAGGCGGUAAAGCGACGUCACUAUUCGGUCUUGACUGGAUCAUGUAUACUUCUCCUCACCAGCCUUGUCCUUAUCCCGAUGACGGCUGGCCUUUUCGACGACAGUGACCUAUCACACGAAAUAGCACACAACACGACAUUCGCCGCCCUGCAGUGGAGAAAUACCUCCGCCAACUACUCGAGCGCUGCGUUCUCCCCGCGAUAUACAUACCUUGCCUAUGGCCAUGCCUGGCUGAAUGGCUCUCUUCCGCCAUUUACCAAGCCCGAGUACGCGCUGGCGCCCUGGGCUGAGGUUGACUUUAACAGCAGCGUGACCAAGCGCAAUGACACCGGCUCUGCCAAACCCGACCAGGUGUGGAUAGGCCCAUCCUUCCGCUACGAAGCUGACCUCGAAUGCGAGGCAGCGGUAAAGACGCCGGUCGUUGUGGAGGGUGUUGGCACAAUCGGUUAUAACCUCACGUCCCCCAACGGCGCUGUGGGCGCUGUCCUCUGGGUGCCUGGUGUGGCCGACACAAAUGACACAGAUUUAAUGAGCCGGCUCGAGGACGUGGUCCCCGGCUUUAGCACCUUUGCUUACAAACUUUCACAGGACAUGUUUGCCAGCGGCGCGGCACACUAUAGCCUCGCGGUCAUGCCCAACAGGUACUAUGAGUACAGCGACCGCGACAAGUAUGAGGAAUUUAUGGAAUCGAGGCUCUACAUCUGGACGUCCGCACUGCCCCGGGACUGGAACAGCACGCGGGUGUCUGGGUCUGGCUCGCGGGGCUUGACGGUGAUCUAUUGUCGGCCGCGGUUCUACUCGCAGCCCGUCAACGCUACUGUGCUUAUGCCCUCUGGAGUCAUCCUGAACGUGUCGCAAACUGCGGACCGUGUUCUCGUAGAACAGGUGGACCGAUCGCGUCUUGGGAGCUUUUAUGGCGACUUGCACGUUGGCAAUACUGGCGGUAAUGUAAAUUUGACAGCCUAUAGGGACUAUUUCUACAGUCUCGUGGGGUUCGGGUACCUCCCCCCGACGCAGCCCGACAACCUUGGUCAAGUGCUGCGGCGCUUCGGCGGCAGCGUGGACGUCCCGCGCGUGCAGCCAAAGUACUUUGGGGAGCCGGCGUGA